Budorcas taxicolor (takin) is the source of this 2477-nucleotide messenger RNA. RefSeq names its product thymidine kinase 2 (gene TK2). The transcript has 10 exons. Gene Ontology annotation, molecular function: deoxynucleoside kinase activity. Lineage: Eukaryota; Metazoa; Chordata; Mammalia; Artiodactyla; Bovidae. The coding region runs from base 1 to 828 and encodes 275 amino acids. The record is from RefSeq and is a predicted model, not a curated record. Gene Ontology annotation, cellular component: cytoplasm; mitochondrion.
AUGGCUGGGCCUGUGGCAUCCGGCGGCCGGGCUGUGCUGCUGCGGCCGCUGCGGAGCUGGGCUUUCCGGGCGCUGCGCCGCGAUGGGCCCGGGAGCCCCGCUUCCUGCCCAGGGUCGCGAGGGGCGCAGCGUUGGGCCUGGCCUCGGGAUAAAGAUAGAGAAAAUGAAAAAGAGAAAAAAUCAGUGAUCUGUGUUGAGGGCAAUAUUGCCAGUGGGAAGACAACAUGCCUGGAGUUCUUCUCCAACUCAGCAGACAUCGAGGUAUUAACAGAGCCUGUGCCCAAGUGGAGAAACGUCCGAGGCCAUAAUCCUCUGGGUCUGAUGUACCGGGAUGCCUGUCGAUGGGGCCUCACGCUGCAGACGUACGUGCAGCUCACCAUGCUCGACCAGCACACUCGUCCGCAGAUGUUGCCUGUACGGUUGAUGGAGCGGUCAAUUCACAGUGCAAGAUACGUUUUUGUAGAAAACUUGUACAGAAGUGGGAAAAUGCCCGAAGUGGACUAUGUGGUCCUGUCGGAAUGGUUUGACUGGAUUGUGAGCAACAUCGACGUGUCCAUUGACUUGAUAGUUUAUCUCCGGACCACUCCUGAGACCUGUUACCGGAGGCUGAAGAUGAGGUGCAGGGAAGAGGAGAAGGUCAUCCCACUGGACUACCUGGAUGCUAUUCACCACCUGUACGAGGAGUGGCUCAUCAAAGGGAGCCUUUUCCCCGUGGCAGCCCCCGUUCUGGUGAUCGAGGCCGACCACAACAUGCAGAAAAUGUUAGAACUCUUUGAAAAAAACCGGCACCGAAUCCUAACUCUGGAGAAUCGGAAGCGUGGUCCAUAGGAUAGGAGAGAUCAUGCCCGAGAAAUGCCUGCUGCCACCAAGUUAGCUAUUAGGAGCAGUUUGGAAAACUCCACUCUCAGGAGGGCUUUGUAUCUGCCCACAGUUGUCUUCGUCCUGGCCUUCUCUCCUUUCCCAGUGUCUUCAUCCUGGGAUCCUGGGCCUCGUGGGUAAAUGGGACCAAUGGGUUUGCCAUGCCCUCUGGUGGCACAGCCUUGCAUUCCCCGGGUGCGUCUCCUGGUGGUUUCCCACCGCUGGGUCCUUCUAGGCUAGGGAAGUUCCGCCUGACUUGUGCUGGGCUCAUGGUCUCUAGCCCUUCAGGCCAUCCCGGAGGGUGAAGUAGUGGUCUUCCAUCCCAGGGGAGGAAGUUGAAGCUCAGACAGACUAAGAGGCUCCCCGGGGCCACACAGCCAGUGACAGUGGAGUCAGCACCGUUCAGACUCCUGUGACUCCCAGCCCAGCUCUUGCCCCAGGCUGCCUCACCCCAGAGCCCCGCCUUGCCUACUGGGGACCCUCAGACACGCGAGGGGAGGGCUAGCUGUGUGUGCAGCUGGCAUCAUCACUUUCUCAUGCUUUGAGCUGUCCUUGAGGGCAGUUGGCGUUUCUUGACUUUCACAAAAUUGUGCCAUGUUUGGCUUGAGCCCAGGGUUCAUCCGUUCUCUAGCGUGAGGCUGAUAUGGUACUUACCACCUCGUCAGGGCUUCCCCGACUUAGGAGAGGUAUGCACUGGCUCCUGAAUGGUGCUUGGUCUCCUUGGUGACAGAGGUCAUGCUUGAGCGGCUGCUGAUGACCUGUCAGGGCAGUGGCUUGUGGCCCCCGGGCUGGUGUGCCCAGUGUCACGCUGGGGCAAGGGGCUUCCAGCCUGGCUUCUGAGGCUCCCUCCCUCCUUAGUGGCUUGCAUGAUGAGCUUCACCUUUGGAGUUUCUCUGAGUUUGUGGCCCAGGGGAGUGACACCAGUGGCCUUAAGUCUUUUUGAAAUGUUUUUCCAUCCAAGGGGACAUCGCGGGCCACAGACUGUGAACCAUCUUUAUUAGCUCAGACUGUCUUAGCUGUGUUCAGCUGUAACAGUGCAUCAAAGGCACAGCUGUCUCCUGAGUCAAGUAGCAGCAAGAGACAGGAAGAAUAUUCUCUCCGAGGACAAUCUGGACGGGAAGGAUGGGGCUUGCAAGCAAAGGCUCUUGGAGCACUGGAGCUCCUGAACUUCGGAGGUGGCUGGAGAGAGCUUCCAGAGGCCGUGUGCGGACGUGGGGGUGCGGAUUGAUCAUGAACUUGGGGGAACAGGCCUCGGCCUCUCCUGAGUGGUGGUCGGUGUGCCUGAAGGUUGGAAGGCCUCGUCUUGACCUCCAUGUGAGUGAGGCACGUGUGCACGCAACUCACUGAUGUAAGUUGGUGACAGGUGCCCCUGGUGGCCCGGGCCCAGAGGCAGCGCUCGGAGGGCAGCACUCUGCCUCCUGGCCCUUCGUGGAGGGACCAGUCCUGGGCCAGUUGCACAGGCGGGGAUGCGUCUCAGCCUAGACGCCAGUGAUGGACCAGCAGGAACCACGGCCGCUGCUACCAGCCACCUGGACAUGCCGGGACCAGCUUUGGGACUUUGCAGACGAAUGGUCCAGUUUUCCCCACAGCUCAAUUUGAGCAUCUGUACUGGGGGGAAA